Molecule: messenger RNA, 1462 nt
Organism: Thunnus maccoyii (southern bluefin tuna)
Lineage: Eukaryota; Metazoa; Chordata; Actinopteri; Scombriformes; Scombridae
Gene: spout1
Product: SPOUT domain containing methyltransferase 1
Exons: 12
Coding region: 62-1195 (377 amino acids)
Biological process (GO): miRNA processing; maintenance of centrosome location
Cellular component (GO): kinetochore; spindle pole centrosome; mitotic spindle
Molecular function (GO): miRNA binding
Source: RefSeq, a predicted model, not a curated record
CGGGUGGGAAAAAAAAUAAGCACCAACUGUAAAUAUACUUCACGUGCUAGUGCAUGUGAAAAUGUCUACCGGUGUUGCUAUGAAAAGGCCCCAAACUGUGUCCUCUCAGCCCGAGGAGAGGCUGGACUGGAAGAAAAGGAAAGCAGAAAUAAAAGAGACUAAGAAGCAAAGAAAAGAGGCCAAGCUGAUCAAACAGCUGGAAAAGCAGAAACAGCAAGAGGCCGAAGAGAGAGCAAAACUUGAACAAAGCCAGAACAAAAAAGGUCGGGCUUACACGGUGAGUGUGGCCCUGCCUGGUUCUGUCCUGGAUAACGCUCAGUCCACUGAACUUCGUACAUACUUGGCCGGACAGAUCGCAAGGGCCUGUGUAGUGUUCUGUGUAGAUGAGAUCAUUGUGUUUGAUGAACAAGGGGAAGAUGUCAAGAGCGUUGAAGGAGAAUUUAAAGGUGUUGGGAAGAAAGGACAUGCUUGUAUUCAGCUUGCCAGAAUACUUCAGUACCUUGAAUGUCCACAGUAUCUGCGCAAGUGGUUUUUCCCAAAGCAUCAAGACUUGCAGUAUGCAGGAUUGCUAAACCCUCUGGACAGUCCUCACCACAUGAGGAUAGAUGAGGAAUCAGAAUACCGUGAAGGAAUAGUCCUCGACAGGCCAAUCAAACAAGGAAAAGGUUCAUUAGUCAACUGUGGAAUGAGAAAGGAUGUUCGGAUUGAUAAACAGCUGCAGUCUGGACUGCGAGUCACAGUGCAGCUCAAUAAGACACAGAACCAAGAGAGCAGGAUGUAUAAAGGGAUGGUGGUGGCUCCUCAUGUACCCAGGACUGAAGGAGGUCUCUACUGGGGUUACAGUGUCCGCUUGGCAUCAUGUCUCAGUGCAGUUUUCACAGAAAGUCCAUAUAAAGAAGGGUACGAUCUGACAAUUGGCACAUCAGAGAGAGGCAACCACAUUGACCAAACAACACUGUCGCCAUUCAAGCAUCUUUUGGUGGUUUUUGGAGGUCUUCAGGGAUUAGAGGCCAGUGUAGACACUGACCAAAACCUGGAUGUGACUGAUCCCAGCGUUUUAUUCGACCUUUACCUCAACACGUGCCCCGGUCAGGGCAGCAGGACCAUUCGCACAGAGGAAGCCAUCUUAAUUUCCAUGUCAGGGCUACGACAGAAGAUCACAGCUGCCUUUUCAGAUGUUUCCAAUGGUUCAUGAAAAAGUAAAUGACAGAGUAAAGUAAACAAAGACAUGCUGGUCUUACCAUCUAACUGGUGGGUGAACGGCAGAGCUGUAAUUUGAUCUUUUUAACAUUGCCCGCUGUAAAAAUUACCACAAAUAUCACAUCACACACAUCAGUGCAUUGAGUGCAGUCAAUGCUAGAUACCUGUCAGACCUAAUAUUAUAUUUUAUAUCUUCAUUCUGUAUGUCUAUGACUCAAGAAAUUGUACAUAUAUAAAUACAUAUACUAUCCACAGGCUUGAA